Molecule: messenger RNA, 1131 nt
Organism: Ahaetulla prasina
Lineage: Eukaryota; Metazoa; Chordata; Lepidosauria; Squamata; Colubridae
Gene: ZDHHC19
Product: zinc finger DHHC-type palmitoyltransferase 19
Exons: 9
Coding region: 1-1131 (376 amino acids)
Biological process (GO): protein targeting to membrane; peptidyl-L-cysteine S-palmitoylation
Cellular component (GO): Golgi apparatus; endoplasmic reticulum
Molecular function (GO): protein-cysteine S-palmitoyltransferase activity
Source: RefSeq, a predicted model, not a curated record
AUGGCGUCCGGCAGGGGUGGGUGCCACCCCCUCAUUUCGGGCUCCUUCGCCUCUUUCCACUUCAGCACCCUCGUGGCGCUGAGCUGCCUCUUCUUCACUUUCCCGGGCACCUGGCUGGGCCUGAACGUCUCCUGGGCCUUCCCCAUCAUUUGCGCCAACCUCCUCAUCCCAACCAUCCUUUACUUCUUCCUCACCAGUUUCACAGACACGGGAAUCCUCCAUAAAGGCAUCGAAGAAGAGCUGGAGAACCAGGCCAACACGCUGGGCAGCUCCCGGCAACAUUGGUGCAACUAUUGCCAGCUGUACUGCUUGCCGCACACUUUCCAUUGUCGCUGGUGCAACAUCUGUGUGGAGGAAUUCGACCAUCACUGCCUGUGGGUGAACAACUGCAUCGGCUGCCACAACUUCCGUUUCUUCCUGUUCUUCAUCUUCUUCCUGACCAGCUACGACCUGGUGGUGCUCCUGGCCUGUUUCACUUACCUGGCCCUCAACUCCCAGCAGCCCUUCGGCGUGGAGAAGAUCUGCACGGUUCUGCUGACCAUUCCUGCUGCCUCCUCCCUCGUGCCGCUACUCAUCCUGCUGUCCCACCAAAUUAUCACUGUUGUAGCAGCUCAGGAUUCGUGCACGUUCCAGGAUCCCUUUGCUAGCCAUCUUUCAGCCUGGAGGAGCCAUUUCUUUGCACUGUGCAAGCUGCGCAAUGCCAAGCCGCAAAGGAGCUUGGUGUGGCCGGUGGCCACAAGGACCAGCUCGAAGGGAGCCAAGCCCUUCUCCACCCUCUGGAUUGCCAGCACCGCCACCCCUGACUCUGGACCACCUGCCCAUCUGCCGGACCAUCGCCAGGAGCCGAAGGUGUUGAAGGCGUGGGGACAGUUGCUCGCAGCCGUGGGCAGACUCCUGCGCCCCUGUGUGGACACCUGGCCAGGGAAAUCCACUAAGGAGGUGAGCCAGAAAGAAAAUCUGUGGCAGCUGAACCCGAAUGACAGAAGUGUGGCGAUCACAAUCCCCGACAUCCUGGAAUCCGGAGAUCGCCUGGAUGGGGUGCAGGAGCCCCACUGGAAGGGCCAGAUCCACGGCAGCCGGCGGGCCCCCUCCUCCCCUACCGCCAUGCUGCUCUCCGUCUCCGACAUCUGA